Messenger RNA from Trichoderma virens Gv29-8, 1665 nucleotides. RefSeq lists its product as uncharacterized. Gene Ontology annotation, molecular function: zinc ion transmembrane transporter activity. The transcript is spliced from 4 exons. Gene Ontology annotation, cellular component: membrane. The annotation marks the transcript as partial. The record is from RefSeq and is a predicted model, not a curated record. Gene Ontology annotation, biological process: zinc ion transmembrane transport; intracellular zinc ion homeostasis. NCBI's taxonomy places the organism in Eukaryota, Fungi, Ascomycota, Sordariomycetes, Hypocreales, Hypocreaceae.
UCCUCCCGGUUUGCGUGGUCCAAAAGCACCCGCAUCAAGGUCAUGAUUGCUAUCGACACGGCCUUCUUCCUGCUCGAAUUGAUCUGCGGUUUCCUGGCGCAUUCGCUGGCGCUGACGGCCGAUGCCUUCCACAUGCUGAACGACAUAAUCUCGCUAGCCAUUGGAUUGUGGGCCGUGAUUGCGUCGCAAAAGGCCACAACUGACGAGUUCACAUUUGGCUGGGUACGAGCCGAAAUCCUGGGCGCUUUCUUCAACGCAGUCUUCUUAAUCGCGCUUUGCGUCUCCAUCAUCCUCGAAGCCCUGACUCGCUUUGUCGACCCGCCCGAGAUCAAUAACCCGAAGCUUAUUCUGAUCGUUGGCUGUGCCGGCCUAUUCUCCAACUUGCUGGGCUUUGUCGUUUUGGGAGGACACGGACACGACCACGGACACGAUCAUGACCAUGAACACGGCGAUGGCCACGAUCAUGAACACGACCACGAGCACGACCAUCCUCAUUCUCAUCGGGACGACUGUGAUCUCGAAGAGGGGCAAUACGACGGUACUAUCGCUGACGAGGAUGGAGCCGUUGGUGAUGUCCUCCCCGAGGUGAUUGUCAGAAGAGCCGUCAUGACAGGGCAUCGGGACGAGUCCAACACCAGAGCAAGCCGAGCAUCUAUCCAGUCCAGGGGACGAGAGCAUCAACGCCAGUCCAACAUAGGCCAUGCCCGCUUCGCUAGUAUCGAAGAUAUGAGUAUUCACCCCGCCAGUUUUCGACAGGAGAUCCUCGCUGCCAGUAGAGCUGCAUCGUCAAACGUCUGUGCGAAUAGCUCUGGGGAAGAAUCUCCCUUUACCGACUCGGAAAAUGACCUUAAUGAGACGUCACCACUUCUCCAGGACACAAAGGGAUCCCAUCUUUCGUACUCCCACAGCUCCUCUUCUAAGAAACCGAGAAUUCGACGAGAUUCUGGUGUGCACACGGGCCAUAACCACACUCUUCCAAGAAAGCCUGGCUCCAAAGUCAGUGGACACAACCAUGCCGACAUGGGUAUGCAUGCCAUGAUGCUUCAUGUGAUUGGCGAUGCUCUGGGAAAUGUCGGCGUCAUCAUCACUGCCCUCAUCAUCUGGCUCACUGACUGGCCCGGCAAGCUCUACGCUGAUCCGGCUGUCUCGCUCGUCAUUACUGCCAUUAUUCUCAAGACAUCCAUCCCCCUGACUCUGGCUACUUCCCGUGUCUUGCUGCAGGCAACUCCUGAGAAUAUCAGCAUCGCGCAAAUCCGUGAAGAUAUCGAAAACCUCAAGGGAGUCGUCAGCUGCCACCACAUCCACGUCUGGCAGCUUUCUGAUACCAAGAUCGUUGCCAGCAUGCAUCUCCAAGUAUCUUCCGAACUGGACACGCACAACGGCGAGAAGUACAUGAAGCUCGCUAGGCAGGCCAGGAAAUGCCUGCACGGCCACGGCAUCCACAGUGCCACUAUUCAGCCCGAGUUCUGCCUCGAUGAUAAUCAUCAGCACGACGGCGACGCCGUGGCACUCAGCCAUGAUGGAACAUCCGAAGAACCGGCUCGUCCAUGCCUCCUUGAUUGUAUUGAUGAUUGCCAGGCAGAGGGAUGCUGCGUGGUUGAAACUUCCUCGGCAUGUUCAACUCGACGAGCUAGCGAAUCGUCGCACAGCGAGGGCCACAAUCAC